Messenger RNA from Drosophila elegans, 2475 nucleotides. Its product is annotated as ribosomal L1 domain-containing protein CG13096. The transcript is spliced from 2 exons. The record is from RefSeq and is a predicted model, not a curated record. Lineage: Eukaryota; Metazoa; Arthropoda; Insecta; Diptera; Drosophilidae. The coding region runs from base 88 to 2343 and encodes 751 amino acids.
CCAUCUCUAGGGCAUAGCACGUGUGGUUGUAUUCAAUUUAAAAAAUAGUUUUGCUCGAUUCAAUACGCUUCAUUCGCGCAAAUUAAGAUGGUUAAAGUACAGAAACCGCAGGCCAAGUCUCUAAACAAGAGCAACAGCAUCGAGGGCGUGUCCAAGAACAAGGGCAGGCCGGAAAAGUCCAAAAAACUGCCCAAAGAAGCCACAUUGGAAUUGGCCAGUAGCAAAAAGAUAAAAAACGCGGCGUCGCAAAAAAACGAUGGCGUCAAAAGUGAGCAAAAGGUGCCCAAGAAGGAAGUCGAAAAGAAACAGUCAAAGGCGGUCAAGAGGCCUUUAAUUCUGGCACCUCCGGAGUCUCCAGCUGCUCCUCCUGCCGCGGAAAAGAAGUCCAAAGCAAAGCCGGCUGUUCCCGCCACUCCAGUGCCCAAAAAGAAGCCAGCCAAGAGGCCCCUGAUUUUGGCUCCUCCAGAAUCGCCAGUGGUACCCAAAAUACAAGAGAAAAAGGUUAAAGCUGCUCCUGUGGCAGCCAAAAAAGACGCUGCUCCUGCUAAGAAGGAAGCUGCUCCUGCCAAGAAGACAGUUCAGGCUGCUCCUACAGCUAAGAAGCCAGCUGAGAUUGGUCCUCCUGCCAAAAAGUCCGCUCAGGUUGCUCCUCCAACCCAGAAGCCAGCCAAAGCUGCUCAGACGCCCAAAAAGGCAGCCAAAGCUGCUCCCCCAACCAAGAAGCCAGCACAGGAUGCUCCUCCCGCCAAAAAGGCAGUCAAGGAAGCUGCUCCCGCCAAAAAGCCAGCCCAGGUAGCUGCUCCCGCCAAAAAGUCAGUCCAGGCGGCUCCUCCCGCGAAGAAAUCCCAGAAGCCAGCUGCUGAAGCAGCCAACAAGUUGGGAAAACCCGCCAAGGACGCAACCCAAGCCAAGCCCGCCAAGGCUCAACCCGCUGCCCAGCUUCAGAAGAAAGCCAAGUCGGUGCAGAAGCUCUCCAAGGCCCCCAAGUCCAAGAAGCCCUUCAACAAGAAGAGCAAAGCUGGCCAGGCCAAAGGCAAAAGCGUCAAGAAAGAGCCAGUCAAGACCAAGAAACAACUUGAGCUGACUUUCGAACUGAAGUCCUUCGACGAACAAAGGUACAAGGAGAUUGUGACCGAGAAUAAUGUCACGAAAGUGUGCCAGGCCCUGAAGACCCUGGUGUCCGAGGAGGUGGCCAAGAAGAAGGCUACCUCAAUCUUUAGCGACUACCGCUACAUUCUGCAAGUGGCCAGCUACAAGAUCUCCAACUGUCCCAAGCGCAUGGUCAAGUUGUCCCUGAAGCAUUCGCUGGUGGGCAACACAGACGAUGUGGCCCUUAUCGUGCCCGAUUUGCAGCGCGGUGCGAAGUUCGAGUCGGAGCCCACCAAGCAGCACUACGAGGAUCUGCUGCGAGAGGCCGGUGUGAAGCAACGCCUGACCGUCAUCCCCUUUAACCAGCUGCGCAACGAGAUGGGCUCAUUCGAGGCCAAGCGCAAGUUCCUGAACAGCUACGACUACCUGCUCUGUGACGGUCGUCUUUCGGGCCAGGCAACCGCCUUCUUGGGCAAGAACACGCAGAAGCCUCGCAAUGUGCUCCACGCCGUGCGCCUGACAAAGGACAAGUUGCCGGAAGAGAUUACACGCGCCCUCAACCGCACCGCAUUCAGGCAGCUGGCCAAGGGCGAUCUGACGUCCAUUCCAGUGGGCAACGAUGGACACAGUGCCGAGCAGCUGGCUGAGAACAUCCUGCUCGUGAGCAAGCAGCUCCAGCAAGUCUUUCCCGGUGGCCUGGCCAACAUUCGGUCGAUGUACGUUAAGAUCGACAUUACUGGCACCUCAUCGCUGCCGCUGUACGUCAGCAUGUGUGCCCCGCCGGCGGACACACCGUAUGUGGUGGGUCCCAAGGAGCAGCGCAUGCUCAAGCUGAAGAAGCAGGCCAACGAGGUGCUGUCCAGAUUUGCCAUGACCAAGGAUGCAGACUUCAUUAAGCUAACCAGCGAUCAGGUCAAGCGCAAGGCCGAGCUGCGGGUGGAGAGGGCUGCCUUGCUGGCCGCUGACGCUGCUCCCAAGGACAACGAUGGCGAGGACACCGCCGUGCCAACAAAGAAGGCCCGCAAGGAGUCAACCAGCGAGGGCGCCAAGGCUGAGGCUGAUGCAGAAUCCGAUGACGAUGAGGAGGUCGAGGAGGCGGAGGACAGUGCCGGCGAAAGCGGCGAGGAUGGCGACGACACUGAUGAUGAUGACGACAUUGAUGAAGAAAAUGACGACGAUGAUGACGAGGACGACGAUGAGGAAGAUGACGACGACGAGGAGGAGGACGACGAUGAUGAUGAUGAUGAUGAGUAAUCUUACCUGCAGGCUAAAUUGCUCUUCAUUAGUUUUAGUUUUAUUUCUAUAUAUGCAAACUAAUCUUGCUGUAAUUCCGUUUGCAAUUUUUACAACAGUUUUAAGUAAUAAACGAGUGUUUUAAGUAUGAAA